Messenger RNA from Mya arenaria, 4844 nucleotides. Its product is annotated as receptor-type tyrosine-protein phosphatase mu-like. The coding region runs from base 97 to 3684 and encodes 1195 amino acids. The transcript is spliced from 23 exons. NCBI's taxonomy places the organism in Eukaryota, Metazoa, Mollusca, Bivalvia, Myida, Myidae. Gene Ontology annotation, biological process: protein dephosphorylation. The record is from RefSeq and is a predicted model, not a curated record. Gene Ontology annotation, molecular function: protein tyrosine phosphatase activity.
AAGUUUUCAAAUGGAAAACUGAUUUAAAACUUGUUUAUCUCGUCAGUUUUGUUGUUGGAACCGAGGAAUGAUUCUAAUAGUUUGAAUUGAAUAAAAAUGGCAAUAGCCGUGGAAUUCAUUUUAUCUUUGUUGCUGUUAUCUGCGACUGUGCGUUCGGAAGAUCCAGUUUGGUAUACUUCAGGUGUUAACGUUGCGCCUGAAAACCCUGUUGAUAGAGACUUAACGAACCACUCGCAUAGUGUUCCAUGCGCUACCAUAACCUUGCAUCAGUAUUCAAAUGAAGAUGAGUAUUUGUGGGACGCGGUUCUCCGGUGCACUUACUUUAUAUCAGGAAUUAAAAUACAUCACAGUGACAACGCAGCUCGUGAAAAGUUAUACGGAUUGACGAUUAUGACUAAUUAUCAAGGUUUUAAAACGGUGUUUGCAGACAAUGAAACGCACCUUUCGCAGUGCACAGAAUAUCAUGAACGAAAGGACACACCGCUGGUAUGUAAAGAUAUAAUAGAUGUCGCAUUGGAACCUCCGGUUCAAGCUGACCUUGUUAGACUGAAGUUAAAAUCUAACGUGACCCUCUGUGAGGUAGAAAUCAUAGCAGUCGUCUGCAAACUCCCAAAUGUUCCAAAUGGUGGAACGCAUGGCGAAGCUAAUACCUUACCUGGUUCAUCACUUACCCUGAAAUGUAAUGCGGGCUAUUUUACAAAAUCAUUGACCUCAAUGUGCACUGCACAUGGCACAUGGGAUCCUCAACCAAGAUGUACUAAAGCUUGCACGGUACCACCAUUUCUUAACGGGAAAUACACUUAUGCCAACUCUGAAGCUUUAGUUAUUGGGUCGGUUGUGCGGUUGUUGGUUGACAGCGCAAUCAUUCCACAAUGUGACGAUGGUUAUUAUCUUCAAAUAAAUAAAUCAAGAAGUUGUUUGGCGAACGACAAAUGGUCAGGUGAACACUCAAAAUGUAUUCCCAUUACAUGCAAAAUGAAUGAAAAUGGUGACCUAAGUGGUGCUACCCCCUUGUGUGAAAUAGGUCGAUGCAACUCGUUCGGACCUCUUUCAAAUGGAACACUGAGGUACCAAAAUAACACACUGACAUCAAAAAAAGUAUUUGACUAUAAAACAAGUGAAUUUAAUUUAUCAGUAUGUGAUAACGGUUUCGAACUUCGUGGUUCUGCUGAGCGCACGUGUCUUGAGAAUGGGACUUGGUCCGGCAUUACACCAAUUUGUGAAAAAAUCAGGUGCACAAAUCAAACAAUUCUAACUGAUUUAUUUCAACAAAUCAGGAAAGAACUAUUAUUUGGAGAUGAAUUUAUUGCAAAUUACAACAGCGAACAUUUCCAUCUGGUGAAUGGUUCUUUAAACGUGUUUUGUGCCGCCGACGGAAGUCUAAGAUGGGCUACACAACAGCCAUUUCUUGCUUCUAUAUGUAAAGUGCAAAAUAACGGUCAUUUUCGGGCAAAAACGAGAGAGUGUCUUCUUGACGAUAAGUGUGAGGUAGGAAAAACGAUAACGUUUGAAUGUAAAGAAGACUACCAAAUGAUGCGAACAAAUUCAACCUGCCUUCCUAAUCACACAUGGAGCUCUGAGCCAAUUUGCACUCCACUGUCUCAACCAACACCCAAUGGAGCUAUAAUUGUCGGGUCUGCAGCCGUAGGCGUGGCUGUAAUCGCGAUUGUGAUAGCCGUACUGUUGUUUCUGCACAGAAGGAAACUACGUCAAAGCAAAACAAAAACGCGAUAUGAAAAAGCAGAUGAACCAAAGGAAGAAUUGAAUGUUUAUGCUGAAUACAGUGAAACACACAAUACUGAUCGAAAAAAAGUAGAAGACUCUGCAGAAUGUGCACACGCGUCUAACACGAUUGCUGUAGGCAAAGACGAAUAUGCUGCGAAUCCUAGCGAUCAGUCCUAUUACAGCUUUAAAAGCAGCAAUACAAUGCCGGUCACAGCAAUUAAAGUAGAUGAUUUAUACGACGUUGUUUUAGGAUCGGAGCAUGGUGUUACAAUGAAGAAGCAGUUUCAGGAUUUCCCAAAGGGUUUGAAAGACGACUACAGUGCAGCUAUUCAAAUACAAAACAAACCAAAAAAUAGAUAUAAACACAUUUAUCCAUAUGAUGACACACGAGUUAUUCUUCCAACAGAUGAACGACACUCAGAUUACAUUAACGCUAGUUUCAUACAUGGUUAUAACAAGACACGUGCCUUCAUUGCGUCACAAGGCCCUACGGACGAGAUGCUUGUGGAUUUCUGGAGGAUGGCGUGGCAUCUUGGCUGCGGUAAGAUAGUCAUGCUUACCAACUUGGAAGAGGAAAAAAAGAUGAAAUGUGUACAGUACUGGCCAGACGACGAAUGCAAAGAAUACGAAGACUUCUUAAUAACAAAUCGAGGGACUGAGUAUUUUUCGGACUUCAUCAUCAGGAAAUUAUCCAUACAGAAAAGUUUUUUUAAAAGUUUUCAUACAUAUGGGGAAGAAAGAAAAUUGAUCCAUUUUCAUUUCACUGCUUGGCAAGAUAAAAGUGUGCCAACGUAUGCUUCGUCGCUUGUUCAUUUCCGUCAUAAAGUGGAAACCGCAAUCGUUAAAGAAAAUGGUCCAGUUAUUGUACACUGCAGUACCGGUGUCGGACGGACGGGAACAUUUAUUGCUUUGAAUGUUCUAUCUGAACAAGCCGCCACGGAGGGAUAUGUAGACCCAGUGGGCUGUGUGAGCAAUCUGAGGAAACAGAGGGUCGACAUGGUCCAAACGGCGGAACAGUACAUUUUUCUGCACUUGGCGCUUUUGGAGACGUUGAUGUUGUCCACAUCGGCUCUUCCCUCGUCAAGGUUCCUGGAAGCGUAUGAUGAACUUCUGGCCUUCGAUAAGACCCAGAGGACCCGGGAGAUUGAUGUCGAGUUUUCUCGAAUGAAGAAAAUGUCUCCCGUGAUUGAUGAAUGUCAAUACGUGAGCGCAAAAGAACUAAGGAACAGGAAUAAGAAUCGGUAUUCAAACAUUCUCCCAGCCGCUGAGCAAAUGCCGUACUUGACUCCUUCUGGAAAGAGAUCUGAGCCUGAAUACAUCAACGCUGUAUUCUUACCGGGCUACAAAAAGAAGGGAGCGUUCAUCGUCACCCAGACACCACUAGAGGUGACCAAGACCGACUUCUGGAGGUUGGUGGUAGAACACGAUGUCCAUACAAUCGUCAUGAUGAACAACAAGAGUGAGAUGAAGGAAGAUGAAGUAUAUUGGCCUGAAAAUGAGGAUUCGGAAAUAUAUGAAAACAUGACGAUUACCAAGACAGGCCAGGUUCGCGAGAAAGGAUUGAGAAAGAUAACGUUUGACUUGAUACGGUUUGGACAGACACGAAAAAUUCAGCAAAUACAAUUUGAAGGUUGGCCGGAUGUUUCAGCGUUGCCUUCUUCUCCCAAAGAUGUUUUAAACCUCUAUGAUGCAGUGCAGUACUGGCAACAUCAAUCAGGAAACAACCCUGUUCUUGUGCAUUGCAUGAACGGAGCAGACAGAAGCGGCUUGUUCUGUGUUGCGUCAGCAGUCUUGGAAAGGCUGAAGAUUGAACAAGACGUUGCUAUUACCCAGGUCAUCAAAGAGAUGAGGAACUACAGGGAACAGAUUAUUCCCUCUGUGGACCAGUUUCAGUUUGUGCAUGAAGUAGUCAAGGAAUACAUUCUACUCAAUGAAACAUACUCCAAUUUCACCAAUUGAGGUCGACGGGCUAUCAAUCAAUGGAACAUUAAUAUGGCAACCAUGGGGUUGUUUUGUUUUAUUUAUACGUGGAUAUUGGGAAUGUUAAUGUUGUUUAAAUAGAGUACCACUUCUAUGUGUAUUUUUAUAGUUAUUACAUACUCGAUUACUAUAUGAACAUUUGAAGUAGGUGUGCGUAUGUAUGAUAUUUGCAAACAGUGGUGAAUGAAGCUAAAGCUAAAAGGGAGUCAUUUUCCCAUAUUGUAUUUGUUGAGGUUUGAUUUUCGUUGUCAUAAAAUGCGCCUUUUCCGAGUGUUUGUACAUAAAGUCUUUCCGUGUUCGCAAAGCGAGAAAUAUAAGUGUUCACACUACACAAUAAGUACCUUUCAAGUACAGAUGCAUCUUUGACUGUUGUGACACAUUAUGUCUUAGAGAGUUCGCGUAUAGUUCGUAUCCAUUUUUUUAUGCUUUAAAGUGUUUAAAUCGGAAAUCAGUUUACUAUUUUACAACAGUUAUAAGUACACAUUGUUAUUAACUAAACCCUAUUUGGUUUCUUAAAUAAAAUGUGUAAUGAGCGAAACGUAGCUACGAAAGUACUUUAAAAAUUAGCGUACAUUUUAUAGCAUAUAAAUAAAUAUGGUUUACAGAGAACAGUCCAGAAUUAAGAAGCAUUGUCGACAACUGUGUCUCAAUGGUUCUGAUUUGGCAGCGGUUCUGAAAAGGCAAUCGGUUUACAAGUGCUACAAAAAUUAGCCACUUUUUAUUUUAUAUAAUGCCGAGUAGACGUAGCCUAUAUCUAAUUAGAACAAUGAUAUUAUUCAACAAUGUUGGUGGUUACCUUUAAUUCUGAAUAAGAGUGACUAUUUAGGUAAGCGUGACGCCGUCAGCGAAUAUGCAUCAUGUGGAGGGAAAAGUGAUAUUUACAUUUCUUUGCAAAGUGGUGUGCCUAGGAAGCAACCAGUAGUGGUUAUUCUGAAAUGUCUUUGAAAAGCCUCACCAAUUCAAUUAUAAUACUCAUACGCAUCACAAACAAGUUUACUAAUAGAUCAAUCUAAUUUUUCGUGAUGACGUGACUUCCUCCACAGGACUUUUUCGCUCAUAACGUCAAAAGUUUGUAUUUAAUGUAUAUAAUAUUUCUAUAAUGGUAUAUCUAAAUAUGCUUAAUAAAUACUUUUAUUCUA